CCAGAAGCUGUUUCGAAUGCUAAAAAAGAGCAUGCUACUCUUGUUGAUCAGCUAGAUGGUUUACGCCGGCAGAUUGCUGAUGCAGUGGCACAUUACCAGGCUUCAGAGAGAACAAUAUCCCGUCUAGAAAUGGAAUUAGCCAAAAGCCAGAAGCAGGUGAGCAGUUUGAGAGAACAACAUGCAUAUAUAGAGAAGCAACUUGAUUCAUUAAAGGCGGCGUCACAGCCAAAACAGGAAGAGCUAGAUAGAUUAGAGGAGCUAAAGUCUGUUAUAUCUGCUGAAGAAAAGGAGCUUGAGAGACUCACUAAAGGAUCAAAAAAGCUCAAGGAGAAGGCCUUGGAUCUCCAAAGUAAAAUAGAAAAUGCAGGUGGUGAAAGGCUGAAAAAGCAAAAGACGAAGGUCAAUCAGAUUCAAUCU
Molecule: messenger RNA, 417 nt
Organism: Papaver somniferum (opium poppy)
Lineage: Eukaryota; Viridiplantae; Streptophyta; Magnoliopsida; Ranunculales; Papaveraceae
Product: structural maintenance of chromosomes protein 4-like
Exons: 4
Source: RefSeq, a predicted model, not a curated record